AUGGCGACCUGGCCCGUGGGGCGUCUAUUCAAAUCCGAAUCCUUCCCCCCUGGCCACGGCCAGCUCGUCCCGACAGUGUCACUGCAGCGCCACGCCUCGCGCCCACGCCACGCCCGCAGCUACACUCCAACUCCGAGCCCUAAACUAAACUAAACUAAUGCUCCACUCGCCGAGAAGGAAAUCUCCAGCCGAUCCGUGAGCCCUCCCUCCGAUUUGCUCAACCAUGGCCGCCGUCGCCGCCUGCCACUCCCCAGCGCGCAUCGCCAUCUCCUGCUCCGCCACCUCGUCCUCCUCCGCGCCCGCGCGCCCGCUGCGCGUGGCCGUGGUGGGGGGCGGCCCGGCUGGCGCGUCGGCGGCGGAGGCGCUGGCCUCUUCCGGCGCCCGGACGUUCCUCCUCGAGCGGAGCCCCGCGGGCGCCAAGCCCUGCGGCGGCGCCAUCCCGCUGUGCAUGCUGGACGAGUUCGCCAUCCCGCGGGACCUCGUGGACCGCCGCGUCACCCGGAUGCGCGUGCUCUCCCCGUCCAACCUCGCCGCCGACUUCUCCCGCGCGCUGCCCCCCGGGGCGCACAUCCCCAUGCUCCGCCGCGAGGUGCUCGACUCCUUCCUCCGCCGCCGCGCCGCCGACGCCGGGGCGGAGCUCGUCCCGGGCCUCGUCACCUCGCUCUCGCUACCGGAGGGGCCCUCCGACCCUUACCGCGUCCACUACAUCUCCUCCUCCGGGGGCGGGGGCCAGGGCCGGGGCGUGCUGGAGGUGGACGCCGUCGUCGGCGCGGACGGCGCCAACAGCCGGGUGGCGCGGGAGGUCGGCGCGGGGGACUACAGGACGGCCAUCGCGUUCCAGGAGCGCAUCCGGCUCCCCGACGCCGGCAUGGCGUACUACGACGACCUCGCGGAGAUGUACGUGGGCGGGGACGUGUCCCCGGACUUCUACGGCUGGGUGUUCCCCAAGUGCGACCACGUCGCCGUGGGUACCGGCACCGUCGCCGCCAAGCCGGAGAUCAAGCGCCUCCAGUCGGGGAUCCGUGCGCGCGCGGGGGGCAAGAUCGCCGGGGGGCGCGUGAUGAAGGUGGAGGCGCACCCUAUCCCGGAGCACCCGCGCCCGCGCCGCGUCGUGGGGCGGGUGGCGCUGGUCGGGGACGCGGCGGGGUACGUCACGCGGUGCUCCGGCGAGGGCAUCUACUUCGCGGCCAAGUCGGGGCGGCUGUGCGGGCGAGCCAUGGCGGAGGAAUGGGCGCGCACGGGCGCCGUCACGGAGGCCGGGCUGAAGCGCGGGUACCUGCGGCCGUGGGACGACGAGUACCUGCUCAUGUUCCGGUUCCUGGACCUGCUGCAGCAAGUGUUCUACGGCGGCAACGCCGGGCGGGAGGCGCUGGUGGAGAUGUGCGCCGACGAGUACGUGCAGCGGCGGACCUUCGAGAGCUACCUGUACAAGCGGAUGGUGCCCGGCGAGCCGUGGGGGGACCUCCGGCUGCUGUGGCGGACGGUGGCCAGCAUGGUGCGCUGCGGCGUCAUCGGCAGGGAGGUGGAGCGCCUGCGACGGCUCGAGCUGCAAGCCUAGAGAGCAAGCUUGGCGUCUCUAGCACAGCAGUGUGCUGAAUAAUGCUUAUGUGCCCGAUUGGCGCUGCAAUGGCUUUCUGAAUGCAUUUACAACACCUUUUUCUAGCAUAGAAUUUGUCCUGCUUUGCUGUAUUACUCACGAACAAACUCAUGAACUCAUGAAUUUCACCGGAACCAAUUCAGUUUC
Messenger RNA from Setaria italica (foxtail millet), 1744 nucleotides. RefSeq names its product geranylgeranyl diphosphate reductase, chloroplastic. Gene Ontology annotation, molecular function: oxidoreductase activity, acting on the CH-CH group of donors, NAD or NADP as acceptor; FAD binding. The transcript has a single exon. Gene Ontology annotation, biological process: photosynthesis; chlorophyll biosynthetic process. The record is from RefSeq and is a predicted model, not a curated record. NCBI's taxonomy places the organism in Eukaryota, Viridiplantae, Streptophyta, Magnoliopsida, Poales, Poaceae. The coding region runs from base 224 to 1558 and encodes 444 amino acids. Gene Ontology annotation, cellular component: chloroplast thylakoid membrane.